UCCAGAGGGGUCCAAUCAGAGGCUGGAAACCAUCAUUUUAGUUGCCCAAUCGGAAGCUAGCGACAGCAAACAAAAUCGUUUGUAAAUCCCCAAGACCAGUAAAAAAUCCCGGUCCUAGUUAGCUAAGCGUGUCCAAUUCUCCAUAAUCCAAUGAAUGUACGGUGUAUGUUUCAUUGCCAGGACCAUGAUGGAUUGGUGGUGGCAUUGGAUCUGCUAAGGCUACAGCUAGUGUAUAAAUACCUGGGUUGAGGAUGAGGGAGGUACCAAGCAAGGGGGAACUGCCAUCAGCUGGUUCCUACCAAGGAUAACCACCACUGCAUCUUGUUAACCUCUGCAGCCUGAGUCAAUGGGCCGCCAUGCACUUGCGAAAUCGACAGCUCUCCUCCGGGGAGUUAAGAGCAAGCAGAGCACUAACCUCGUGAGGCGACUGGAGCCUGCAGAAGUGCGGUCAGCAGAAACAUCAUUGUGGGUGCCACACCCAAGGACAGGGAUAUACUACCCCAAGGGCUUUGAAUGGGUCAUGGAGGAUGUCCCCAGCGGCGCAGCUUCAUUCCAGCAGUCAUACUGGUUCAGGACUGGGGAGGCAGAGUCAGCUAGCUCUACCACAUCGAAGAAUGAUGCUGCUUCCCUUGACCAUCCAUUUGCUUAAAUGUAUGAGGCUUUGCACUGGAAGAAUAACUGAAAGACAGCUCCGUGUUCCAGAGAGAGAAAAAAACACAGUUGUGCAGCCAUCACCAUCAAGCCAGGUCCAUGGAUGCUAUGGAACACUACUUACCAGUUGUUAUGAUUCCAGUUUGCAGUAGCCACAUCCACCAACAGAUCACGAACAAUGUCUGCCUUUCUUUUAUCUUUUUCUGUCUCACAUUCUGUUGGUUCUACCUAAAUCAAACCUGCCCUUAACUGUACCUUUGGAACAUUCUGGAGUAGCAGUGCUUUUUUAAGCUUGUC
Molecule: messenger RNA, 948 nt
Organism: Panicum virgatum (switchgrass)
Lineage: Eukaryota; Viridiplantae; Streptophyta; Magnoliopsida; Poales; Poaceae
Exons: 2
Coding region: 347-649 (100 amino acids)
Source: RefSeq, a predicted model, not a curated record